Molecule: messenger RNA, 591 nt
Organism: Cutaneotrichosporon cavernicola
Lineage: Eukaryota; Fungi; Basidiomycota; Tremellomycetes; Trichosporonales; Trichosporonaceae
Exons: 2
Coding region: 1-591 (196 amino acids)
Source: RefSeq, a predicted model, not a curated record
AUGCUCCUCAUCGCCCUCCUAGCGUUCGCCGUCGUGCGCGCACAGGCACCCACACCCAUCUCGGCCCUUUCUGUCUCUUCCUCUCAACCUUCCUCCCCACCUUUCCCCAUCCUCACAUCAACCAUCUCCUCCGCGGUCUCUAGGCCUCCCACUUCAGCGCCAGUCUCGGCCUCGGUCUCAUUGUCGAGCGCGUCAGUUCUCCCCUCCAUCACCUCCGUCAAACCCAUCGUGACGAUAACAAUAUCGGGCGCGAGCAUCCAGACCAGUCCCCCCAACUCCAGCUCUAGCUCAGAGAUGAAGGGAGGCUCAAUCGCGGCCAUAGUCCUCGGUAUCAUCUGUGCCCUCGAGGCUAUUGUCAUUGUUAUCCUCGCCCUCCGCACGCGCAACCUCGCUCGCCGCUCGGCCCACCUCGCCAUGACCCUCCGCGACCGUCCCCCGCCCGCUCCACCUAUCAUGACUCCCAUGGCCGUCCCGCUCAUGAAGCCCAUGAACGUCGUGCACCACGUCGCGCCGCCCACGACUAUCGUGCGCAAGGUCAGUCGCAAGGCACCGCCGAAGUAUGACGACGACGACAAGAAGGAAGUGGUGUGA